AUGGCAAGUGCUUCGUCGGCCACACCGGCUGGAGAUGAAGAGAGCAGACCAAGCGAGCAGUUCUCACAAUCUGCAGCGGAAGAGGCGCCCGAGACAUACGAGGCUACCCAUGUCCACGAGGUCUACGAGGCCAUCGCUCCGCACUUCUCAGCCACUCGCCACAAGCCCUGGCCUCGCGUUGCCAGCUUCUUGCUCUCCCAGCAGCCCGGCAGUCUUGGUCUCGACGUCGGCUGCGGCAACGGAAAGUAUCUGCGCGUUAACCCGACUGUUCACUUGCUUGGUUCCGACCGGAGUCCGUCCCUUGUCCAACUCGCCCGGACUGAGCUGCGUCGCCCGCGGGAGGACGACGUCGAGCUGGAUCCUAGGAUCUCCGAUGUCGACGUAGCUGUUGCCGAUGGCUUCGCCCUCCCUUACCGCAAGGCUGCCGCCGACUUUGUCAUCUGCAUCGCUGUUGUGCACCACAUGUCGACACGUGAGCGUCGACAGGCCGCCAUCGCAGAGCUGCUGGCUCUCGUGACGCCCCAGGCCGGCCGCGUUCUUGUCUACGUGUGGGCGCUUGAGCAAGCGUCGAGCCGUCGCGGGUGGGACGCGGGCAGCGACCAGGACCGCCUGGUGUCGUGGGUGAUGCGCAAGCCAAAGGGCCAGGAGCCCGGGGGCACGUUCCAGCGCUACUAUCACUUGUACAAGGAGGGUGAGGUCGAGGAGGACGUCGUGGCGGCUGGGGGCGUCGUGGUGGAGAGCGGCUAUGAGAAAGACAACUGGUGGGUGGUAUGUAGUCGACCGUCGUGA
Fusarium sp. VM40 is the source of this 789-nucleotide messenger RNA. The record is from the annotation of a GenBank genome assembly. NCBI's taxonomy places the organism in Eukaryota, Fungi, Ascomycota, Sordariomycetes, Hypocreales, Nectriaceae.